Truncatella angustata is the source of this 2508-nucleotide messenger RNA. RefSeq names its product transport protein particle component-domain-containing protein. Gene Ontology annotation, cellular component: TRAPP complex; trans-Golgi network; cis-Golgi network. The coding region runs from base 1 to 2508 and encodes 835 amino acids. Gene Ontology annotation, biological process: regulation of GTPase activity; endoplasmic reticulum to Golgi vesicle-mediated transport. The record is from RefSeq and is a predicted model, not a curated record. Lineage: Eukaryota; Fungi; Ascomycota; Sordariomycetes; Amphisphaeriales; Sporocadaceae. Gene Ontology annotation, molecular function: zinc ion binding. The transcript has 11 exons.
AUGGCUUCCAACGGGCGAGCAGAGAUCGAGCAGCUGGGACUCAAACUUCGCACUCUUCUCAACAAACAGUUGCAAAACAUAUGUCAGGUCUCCGGCCUCAAGACGAGCGGCGUCAAGGCCGAUUUACAAAGGCGCAUCACAAUCGCUCUAUACGAGAACCUCACCAAGGACCCGGCGACAUACCUGCACAUCAAAGAAUCAAUAAACAACGUUAUGGCCGGUAGUGGUCGUGGUGGCCAUCAUGCCAAAGACUCCUCGCCAUCUAGCAGCUAUGGACGAGGAGCAUCAGGCGCCUACAGCAACGCCAACGGCAGCGCUCACAGCAUCUCGCCGGCCCCGCAUAUGCAGCAACCCGUCUUCGGCCAGAACGGCUUCGCGGCUGGCUACGGCGGACAGUCUUCUUACGGCAAUCUUCCUGGGCUAAUGAAUCGACCAGCCCUUCAGUUCAAACCAAGCCCCUUCUAUCGCGUGGAUCAGAUGAUUGGCCAAAUCAAGACGCUCGAAGGUAGUGAACACCACGCCCUGGCUCGCUGCGUGACCGACAAGAGCCUUCGCGUUAUGGUCUUCUGCGCAGCCGACAACCAAGGCGUCCAGGAUAUUGCGUUUCCCUAUCAGUCCGAACUCAAGGUGAACGGCGGCGAGAUGAAGGCCAACCUCAGAGGCCUAAAGGGCAAGCCAGGUUCUACCCGGCCCGUUGAUAUCACCGACUCUCUGCGCUUGGAUAAGGUGGCGUAUGGUAACAACAUUGAUUUUACAUAUGCGCUUACGACCAAGAAGUACUACUUUGCCAUCUAUCUUUGCAGGGUCUCCUCUAUUGAAGAUCUGGUUGUAAAGAUCAGAGGCCGAAAGAUCCCAAAGGCCUCGGUCCUCAAGGAGCUCACCAAGAAGGCCAACGAUCCCGACGUGGUUGCGACGUCACAAGUCCUCUCGCUCAAAUGUCCUCUGACAUACGGACGCUUGAAGAACCCCUGCCGAUCAACUACGUGCAACCAUAUUCAGUGCUUCGAUGUCACCUCGUAUCUCUACCUACAAGAGCAAGGUCCGCAGUGGAUAUGUCCCAUAUGCAACAAGUCGGCUACCUUUGAGAAUUUGGCAGUCGACGAAUACGUCAAGGAUAUCUUGGACAGAACGCACGAGGAUACGGAACAAGUCACGAUUGAGCCGGAUGGAGAGUGGAGGACUGAAGGAAGGGCAGAACCCGUACCCAAGAGACCGAGGGUCUCGGCAGCACAUUCCAUGUCCAGCAUCAAGCUGGACGAUGACGAUGACAUUGUGGCGCUGGACGACUUUAGUUCACCUCUAGCAAGCGGUCGCAAUACACAAACCCCAAACCGAUCCAUGAUUGGAACGCCCUCGAACGCCGGCAACGGUUCAACAUCGACUCCGAACGGCAGGAAGAGAACUGCUGAAGUCAUCGACUUGACUUUGAGCGACGACGAUGACGACGACGAGCCUCCCCGGCCGCCCCCGAAGAGACAGAACACUAGUGCUGAUGGGAGGAAAACUUUGCAUGGACUGGGCGUUGGUAACGAAAGUAGUCAAAUGCUCAAAUUGCCCAUGACAUUAACCGCCACUUUCGAUGCACAGUUUACCUCUCCCCCACAGCGCAACCAAUCGCGCCCCAACGUCAGGGUGCGGUCACAAAGCUUCAGCCCUGUCCAACGUCAACCUAUCUAUCAGCCAACCCUUGUUUUUUCAGCCUCGGGUCUCUCGUACAUAAACAAAUACAACUGUCCGCCAAGACCAAGCCAACCCAAGCUGUCGCCUUCCGUAAAUAAUAAUAAAUCAAAUAAUAAAAUCAAAUCAAGAAAAACAAAAAUGUCUACAUUCGACCCGCCCCUGCCGCCCUUCAACGCCUCGGACCCCUCGGCCACCUUCCUCAACAGCUCCUGUCUCGACCUCCUGCUCAUCGAGAUCGUGCCCAUGGCGUACCGGCUGGUCAACGAGCUGGACGCCGCCGACCUGGUGGCGUCUGCGGACCGGCUAGCCGCCGCCGCGACCGCCACCGCAGCAAUGGAAGGGGGCAGCGCCGGGGGCAGCACGACGGGGGGCGGCGCUGGGAGCACGACCUCGGGCAACAGGAAGCUGGACGACGAGGAGGAGCGGGACGCCGUGUUCUAUCGCCUCGAGACGCUGGGGUAUCGGGUUGGGCUGGGGUUGGUCGAGCGCUUCUCCCGCGACCGCCCGCGCUUCAACGACACCCUCGACGUCAUCAAGUUCCUGUGCAAGGACCUGUGGACGCUCGUGUUCAAGAAGCAGAUCGACAACCUCAAGACGAACCACCGCGGCGUCUACGUCCUGACGGACAACAUGUUCCGGCCUCUGUCGAGGAUGAGCACGGAUGCGGGUGGGCAGGCGAUUGUCAGGGCGCAGCCUUUCUUAUGGUUUCCUUGCGGCAUAGUAAGAGGGGCCCUCGCGGCGCUAGGUAUCAAUGCCACGGUGCAGGCCGAGUCUAACGAGCUGCCUGGCGCUGUGUUCCAGAUCAAGACGAUACCGGCCAAGUCAUGA